Messenger RNA from Botrytis fragariae, 1878 nucleotides. RefSeq lists its product as uncharacterized. The transcript is spliced from 3 exons. NCBI's taxonomy places the organism in Eukaryota, Fungi, Ascomycota, Leotiomycetes, Helotiales, Sclerotiniaceae. Bases 1 to 1878 code for a protein of 625 amino acids. The record is from RefSeq and is a predicted model, not a curated record.
AUGGCCGAAGUUGAACAGGCUAAUACACAGAGCGCUAUCUCGCCUCAAACCGCUCCCGGGAUAGAACCUUAUUGUAAUCCAGUAUCUCUGACAGACAAUUCAGCCCGUUUGAUUGACUAUCAAUCUAUUCUAGCUAGUGAUAUCACUCAGCAAGUGCCAGAGAGAGUUCUACCGGAGCAAUCAGUCCCAGCAUCUUCAGAUGAUGAAGUAGAGUUUGUGUUUUCAGUCCCUCGACGAAGGAAGAAAAGGCACAGAAGGCUUGAGCUUCCAUCACGACGCACAAAUACCAGCUCGGCUAGUCCCAUUUCGAGCGCCGGAGUUAUAGGUGCUCGAUCAUCACCAGAGAAGCUCGUGCCUGACAUGGCUCCUUCGCUUGAUCAUUGCACUGAGCCCGAUGAGAUGAACAGAGCUAGAUGCCAUUCUGCCAAGGAGAUAAAUAAAACCGCCACAUUCGAUACCUUUCUACAGCCAUUGAAUGUUCCACAGUCAGGGCUACCCGUAUUAUCUCCUUCGCAUAUUUCUCAAACUACACCGUUCAAAAUCUCACCACCUUGGUAUGCCAAAUCCAUACUUCCGCCACCUUCACCAACGUCACCGUAUUAUCAUGCAAAAUCCACGACCUUCACAACACCAGAGCAAGAUAAUGGGAAAAAAAGAAAGCAUAAAGAUUCAAGUGAAAAUUCAAAUCAUGUGUCUCCAUACAUGUCUUCAGCAUCUAUGUAUCUGCCAAGACCGAAGGGCUUACCGUCUAAUUCGAAUAAUAGCUCCCUUUAUGGACAUACGGGCUUCGUGGACUUUUUAGAGGAUCCGAAUGUGCCAACUACCUUGGGAGGAGUGCCUCUUCCUCUUCCGCCACAUCGGCCAGUUAUACCUGGUUGGCAGGACUUUACCUGGAAACCAUCAGAUUACUCACCCCCAAAGCGCGCAUCAUCUAUUGGUUCACGAGCAAGUAUGUUUUCCAACAUCAACAACGACCCAAAUUGGCACCGCAAAUAUUAUUUUGGUGCCGUUGACCCAAAUUGUGUCAACUCGCAACAAGUUCCCAUUGGAACCCCCCCCAGCGAGAGGUACGUGCAAGACAUGGUGUCACCCAAAACAAUACCUCUCACAACUCAAACCGCACCGGCGUCAUAUUCUUCAAUUCAAAGAAAGUUAGUUCCGGAAUUACGUCACAUGCCUACAAAGGUGUCUACAUCUUCCACGAAUAUUUGUCCUGUGCAACCUUCUUCGGUUAUUUCAUCAAAAUAUUCUCAACCAACACCUCCAAUUACACCGUUGAGACAUACUUGCCCUUCUCCAUUCCCUCGUCCCCAGGUGACUGCAGCAGAUAUACGACGCAAACCCUCUCUGUAUAGAAUACCUGCGUGGCCACAUUCGAUGGAUAACAACAAAGCUUCAUCUUAUACAGCUCUCUUCGAACGUCAAAAUCAGACUGGCGACACCGAAAACAACGAUAUAAUUUCUCCACAAAUCAAAACACCUCAACAAGCGAGACCUACUGCUUCCCAUACACAAGAUUCAGUCUCAUCUCCUACCCAAAUUCAGGCCCCACAUUCUUCAAGACCACAAGCAUCUACAUCCGUGUCCGCAUCUUCAUCCAAACACUCCCCAAAUUUAAUCAUAGACAUAGCCCAAACGAGUCAGGAUACAUUUCCAUUUGCAGCAGUAGCGGCUAGACAUAAUAAACCCAUCCAAAAAGUCUUUGAUACUUUUUCGGCCAUAAUACAGUUACCGCUACUAAAACAGGCAGCGGAUGGGAGGAGACAUGGGCCAUUAGGGAGUGAGAGGAUGAGGAUGUAUAGGGAGGCUAAAAGGGCCAUGGAGAGGGCGAAUGGAGAGAAUGAAAAAGAAGAAAAUGAAAGGAAGCAGGGGCAAUAA